Messenger RNA from Echinococcus granulosus, 1620 nucleotides. Its product is annotated as Thyroid receptor-interacting protein. NCBI's taxonomy places the organism in Eukaryota, Metazoa, Platyhelminthes, Cestoda, Cyclophyllidea, Taeniidae. Gene Ontology annotation, molecular function: ATP hydrolysis activity; ATP binding. The transcript is spliced from 5 exons. The coding region runs from base 1 to 1620 and encodes 539 amino acids. Gene Ontology annotation, biological process: meiotic recombination checkpoint signaling; reciprocal meiotic recombination. The record is from RefSeq and is a predicted model, not a curated record. Gene Ontology annotation, cellular component: nucleus; chromosome.
AUGGAAUGUGACGAGCCGAUUGAGGUAACGCCAGGCGUUCAGGCCACUGAGGAUAAUGAGGUGGUUGAGCCUCAGGUUUGCGGAAGGCCGCACACCCCUCCUCCUCAGCCCAUCGUUCAUGUGGAGGUUUGUCUCACCCGUGGUAGCACUGCAUCGCGGGCCGCCGUGUGCCAAGCGGUUGGAAUGCACCUACGGACCAAACAAGGCACCUGCAAUCUUCCCGCCCUUUGGGAGCACGUCUUCGUCUGUACUUCGUCUUCUGAGCAGACAUUUUUCAACGAAAACAUUGCCUCAAUCGGCUUGAGCACGGAGGACACGGAUUGUCCGUUAGGCAGAGAAUCGGUAACACAAACGGUCGUGCAUUUGGAGACGGCGCCACUGGUGUAUCACGUCUACCGUCUGGUCUCAGGUGAUGAGGCGGACCCCACCCACGAGACCCUCGAGGUCUCCUCCGAGGUCAUUAGAGGGGGCACUCGAUGGGCUCUGCCCUCUUCCGCCUUUGAUGGACUUUGGGACACCCUCGUCUACGACUCAAGCGUUAAGAGGGACCUCCUCAAGUACGCCGAGUCCGCUCUCCUCUUUGCCGAUUAUGAGGUGAGCCAGCACGUGAUCGCUUGGAAUCGCGUUAUCUUUCUACACGGUCCUCCAGGAACCGGUAAAACAUCCUUAUGUCGUGCCCUCGCGCACAAGCUUUCCAUCCGCCUCUCUCAUCGCUUUACAUCGGCAGCGCUGAUCGAGAUUAACACGGUCAACCUGAUGUCAAAAUGGUUCUCCGAGUCUGCUCGCCUCGUCUCCCAGAUGUUUUCAUCGAUUUUCGAGUAUAUCGAAGAUCCCAACCACCUAGUCUUUCUUCUCGUUGACGAGGUAGAGAGUUUAACCGCUGUACGAAAGUCUGUAGCCUCUGCUUGUGAGCCCAGCGAAGCUCUCCGUGUUGUCAAUGCAGUUCUGACUCAUUUGGAUCAGCUCAAACACUAUUCCAAUGUCCUCGUGAUGGCGACCUCGAAUGUGACCGGUGUGGUGGAUCCCGCAUUUCUUGACAGAGCAGACAUUCGUGCCUACAUCGGGCCCCCUUCAGCUGUAGCCAUCUACUCUAUAUAUGCCUCCUGCCUAAAUGAACUCAUUCGGGUUGGUCUCAUAGAACGCCAAAAGUCUGGCCUGCUGAACUAUCGCGUUCUGUCAGCAUUGCAAUUCGUUGAGAGUUCAGUAACCGCACCAAGUUUGGGAGUGUGGCGUUUGGCGCAGCGCAGCGUUGGCCUUAAUGGACGAGCACUGCGGAAGCUGCCGCUCUUGGCACACGCCUUCCAUAUGGACUCCAAGUACCACCCUGGUCAAGUUCCCCUUCUGGCUAACCGAUGGAUUGCCAACAACGCCGACAGUGAGAAUGUUCCUCCCCCACAGGCCUCGACAUCAGGCUCAGAGAGAAACGCCUCGUCCGCCGUUCCCCUUUCGGUUUUCGUCGAAGCGCUCCAACGCGCGGUGGAUUGCCACUUUUCUGAUCAACCGUUCACCGCCGAAUACAUGGGCGAGUCGAAAUCAGGUGCAAGAAUGAAGGGGGCUGAUUCUGGUAGCCCUCCUGGUGCCAACUCUACCACCUCUUCAGUCGUGGUCAAUUUCACUUGA